CAACACUGAAGAAGUUCGAAGUUCCUUUAUUUACAUACCAAAAUUUUCGUGAUUUUCACCUAAUUUUCCGAGUUUUUCCUCACAGUUUUUCACAGUGUCGCUGUUGAAUUUAACUCCACAAACCCUCACCUUCGUGAAUGCUCUCAUCUACAUAAUUCAUUAUCCAUCAUGAAUUCAGUUCCUCCUUCCUGAUAACUGGAAACUCACCAAAUUGCAAUGGGAAUUAGAUAGUGUGAUCACAAACUGAUAAAUGGCGGGCAGCUGUGGGCCAAUGGUCGGAGGAGGGCAGACUAUGAAGAUUGAUAAAUGUCUCGUGCCGCCGCUGGAACUGUGGCCUCCCACCUCAAACUCAUCAGCCGUCGAUGAUAAAGCAGCCUCCCAGUUACUGUUCCUGACUGUUGAAUAUGUGGAAGAAGGAGCAGCCGUGCCCUCUAAUGCCUCGUUAUUUGAUCCAGCUGUCUCAGAAUCAUUGCCUCAGUAUCAACCUCGCGUCUCAAGCCCUCUUGUCUCGAAUUUGGACUCGAUGGCUCGAUACUCUCCUCUCCCACCUGUUUCAAAACCAGAAGGAGCAAGUAUUGGCUCAAUGGGCGAAUCGAGCUUCUCAGACAGUUUUGCUGUUUCUGUGUCUGGUGCCCUGGAUGUUUUUCAAACUCCACCGACCACAACAGGAGAGUCAACGCAGGAGCAAAACACUCAGCUUAUCAUUAUGGACACGUUUUACCAGCAGCGAGGCACUCAGCUAACUGAUCUGGAACCGUCUCAUGUGGAAGACUUCUCAAACCCUGAGUACAUCUUACCCAUCUUGCCAGAGGCCUCUGAUAAACUUCUUUUAGAUCCGGCCUCAUUAAAUUCUUCAGAGUUGUUGAUAUCAGUUGAAGAUGCAGCGUCCAUAUUUCCAACAAGCAAGUCCAAUGGCCGCAUAGAGUUAUUGCUAAGCAAUGGUAACAUAGCCUAUGGGCUCAUAGACUCCAUGCCCACAUCUCGAGUGCUUCAGAUUCCUAAAGAGUAUUUAAUCAAUUCGGGACGUUUCAGUUUGGACGAAGCUGCCUUAGAAAGUGAUGCGGACCUUAAAUCCAUUUUAGUCGAAAAAUCUCAUGACCCAAAAUGGAAUCAAUCAUCUAGUCUCGAUUCCAGCUCAUUUUCUGUAGAUUCUAGAACGGAUCUUUUAGAUGGCUCUUUGCUCAAAGAAUCCUCAGCCACAUUGAAUGAUGACAACUUAUCCGAUGUUCUCUCAAAGAAUAUUUCUUUGGAUAAUAUUGAAAGGGACAAAAAUUUAGGAGGAUCUCCAUCAGAUGCAGACCUUGGUGUAGAUACCUCAUCCUUCUGGUGUGAAGAGUGCAAUUGCUUCUACGAAACCGAGUGCAUCAAACAUCAGUUUCAGACCAUCUACGAUAAGCCAGUCGUUUCAAGAGCGAGGGCUACUCUUCCUGCAACAUACCUGUUCAUGAAUGAAUUGAAAGCAGAUAAACAGUCCAGUAGAAAAGAAUCAAUCAUGGGAGUAUUUGCCCGCAAACACAUUCCAAAACGAACACAAUUUGGGCCGGUUGAAGGUAACUUUCUGACGACUCCAAGUGACGAAAAAUCAUCAGGCAGUCUGAAAAAUUUUCUGAAAUUUUCAAUUGAGGUAUCUCCUGAAAAAUUCAUUGAUGUGGACGUUUCAGAUGAUGAAGCGUCCAAUUGGAUGAAAUUUGUUAGGCCAGCAGACAGUAGUAGAAACCAAAAUCUGCGGUUAUGCCAGCAAGGAAAAGCAUUGUUCUUUAUCACAACAAAAGAAAUUCUCCCGAAGCAAGAGCUACGUGUGUGGUACAGCUAUCUCUAUGCUGUCAAAAGAAAUCUUCCAAAUUUAAGCAGUGAGGGCACUGCAGAUAAUCGGGAAGAUCUAACUGAAGAAAAUGAUCAGCUCUUCAGCAAUUUUGACUCUGAUGAAGGACUAACCAAAGAUGAAGAGUCGGCAGAAACCUCUAAUUCUAAGUUCCUAAGAAAGAAAAAAAAUAAAGGAGUGAAAUCCAAACUUGUUGGAUUGAGCAAUCAGAAGGAAUUUGCAUGUGACUCAUGUGACUUGAAGUUCCGCCGUUACUCUAGAUUGAUGCAGCAUUUAUCCUCCCAUAAGAAAUCUGAUAGUCGGAAGAAUAUCAAAGAACAUAGUAAAGAAAUACCUUUAUCUCGCAUUCCAAAAAAGAAAGAAAGCAGUGAACGUCUGGACUCCGACAAAGAAAACAAGUCGGAAUUAACAACUGACAAACUAGGUCCUGGCACAAAGAAGCAGUGUAACAAGUGUUGCCUCGUCUUCCCUAAUGAAGUGCUGUAUGAAAUGCACACAAUUAGCCACUCCAUUUCCAAGAAAGAUGACACUUCGGGGGCUUUGUGGGUAUGCCCACAGUGUCAUGAGGAAUGCAAAAGCAGACAAGAGCUAUCAGAACAUGUUGCAACACACUGUGUGCCUUGGAAUGGCACUAUUCCUUACUACUGUGUGCGAUGCGAUAAAACAUUGGCCAACGCUGAUAGGUGGAAACGUCAUGAAGCCAUUCACAAAAGCGAAGACUCCAAACCAUUUGGCUGUUCUUUCUGCAUUCGUCGCUUUUUCAGUCACUCAGCUCUUGUCUGUCACAUGAACUACCACGACACAACGGAUAAAACGUUUGACUGCCCAAUCUGCAAAGCCAGUUUCCCAAAAAUAACUCCUUUGAAAGCACACAUUCAUCAGCACCGAAGCAAUGGAGUUUACAAGUGCCCACACUGCCCAAAAGAAUAUGAGCAGUACACACUUAUUCGGAAGCAUAUUCGUAGCUUCCACUCGGAACCAAAGCUGGUCUGCUCUGUUUGUAAUAAAGCCUUUCGCACGCCAGACAAACUGCGUCUCCACUCGCUCCGGCACUCUGAUCAUCGCGAGUUUCUCUGUUCUCAAUGUGGGAGACAAUUCAAACGCAAAGACAAGCUCAAAGCUCACAUGGACCAUGUCCAUUCAGCUGCGGCUUGCGAAAAGUCUAAGGGCCGUUUCAUCAAGACAGCCUCUAAACCUGCUAAUGGUGCUAAGAAAUUUGCUCCAAAACUUGUCGUCAAUACUGCUGAUUACAAUAGGUAUUUUUACAAAUGUCACUCAUGCAUGGUUGGGUUCAAGCGACGAGGAAUGCUUGUCAAUCAUCUCGCCAACCGGCACCCUGAAAUUUCACCUGACUCCGUGCCUGAAUUGAGUCUACCCAUUUUGAAAACUAGGCGCAAUUAUUAUUGUCAAUAUUGUGAUAAGAUUUACAAAAGUAGCUCUAAACGGAAAGUGCAUAUUCUAAAGAAUCAUCCAGGCUUAGAACUACCAUCCAGCAAUAGAUUGAGGGCUGGAAGUGUGAAUGCGAACCAAGUACCAAAUGCGUCCUACUCUCGUACGGUAGAGAGUGUAACAUCCAAUCCCCACUCAUGUCCUUGGUGUCACAAACAGUACGCAUCCAAAGCCAAACUGCUCCAGCAUCAGAGAAACAAGCACAAAGAACUAGUCAAAAUAUCAUCAAAACAGGAAACAAAGCAACCAAAAGAUGUAUCAAAACCAGUUUUUGAUUUAGAAAAAGGAAGAAGUGAAAUCCUUCCCAAGACGAAUUGUGCUGCCGCUGAAGUUGAAACCACUCGUGAGGACUUGGCAGAUCUCACAAACAGCUGCAAUUUGGCAACCACAGAGACUGAGCUCACUGAGUCCCACGAAACUCGCAACGUAGCUUCACUCAAGUGUGAACUCAAGGAUCUCUCAAGUGCAGACUGGCUGAACCAUGCGUUUGCUGCCCUAGGCCCGGCUAUCUCCGACCUGAUCACCUACGUCACCGACAGCAAUGGUCAACAAACAUGUACGCUAAACCUUACGCAAGAACAGUACUCGAAGGUCAUGGAGCAGAAACUGCCCCUUGCCUCCCCCUCUCCAUCUUCUUCUCUCGCACCAAUGCCACUGACGUCUAAUUCACCAGUAACCACUUUAAACAGCUCUGUCUCUGUAGAGUCUGGCAUCUCACAAUCUUACGGUCUUCCUUUUUUUGAUUGAGUCUGAAGGGAUGUGCAUUUUUAUCUGUUAGCAAAAUUUGGGGAGCAUUUCAGUAAAAUUAUGUACAAUCAUCCCUGAAACUAAACUAUUGACAGUAUCAGGAUUCACUUCUGAUGUUUUUAAUGUUUUAGACAAUUCAAGCGUGUGUCGAUAGUCCAAAUUUUUUGGCUUGUUUUCUGAAGUUUGAAGAAAUCACAACCCUUUGAAACUCGUAAUUUUGUCCCGUAUCAAUGACAGUCUGUUAAUCAGCCUGGACAGUGGGUGCGGAUUUUCUGCCAUAUUGGUCGAUAUAAAGGUGGUUCCAGGCCAAAUAAUUAAUCUCUCCGUGCUAUCUUUUUCAUUUUUGGUGAGCUGUUAUUACCGUUAAAUGUCAAUUAGAUGUUAUUCACCACCAUUUUUACUCCUGCUCUUUUCAGUACUUCAUGUUGCUUGUAAUUUAAGGCAUUCUUUUUUGUUCUUUGUGGCCAAGAGGAGAAACAAGUGUCAAAACAUUUUAACUUUUCUUGGCUACGAAGAAGUUCCCAUGAAUCCAUAUUUUGGUUAUUGCAUUUGGUUUUUGUAUUUUCCAUGGGAAAGAGGUUUUUUAAAAGUCCCGAAUUAUGUAUGACUUCUCUGUCUGAAUGCACCUUAACUUUUCAUCUUAAGCUCUGAUUUUGAUAGUUCUUAAAUAUUUUUUAAAGGUGUUGGACUAGGAAGUUAGGUGAUUAUUUUUAUUACCACAAGGAAAUUUUUUCCUUAUUUUAUUGUCACUCUCCUCCAAAGAACUUAAAAUAUAAAGUUAAUGUUUCUUUAGCAUUCUUUCGUUUUUGCUCACAUUUUAGAGUUCAUACCUCUCUUUACUCUCUGGAAUUUACACCAAAAUUCAAGUCUGGUCAGAGAUCCUAAGUGCAUAUUGAGCUCAGGUUUUUGCCAAAAGCUUUAGUCAGUAACAGAUGCGUAGGGCUAUUUUUCUUUUAUUUUUUUUUUUUUUUUUUUAGUUGAGAAUUGAUCCAUCAAUUUUCAAGUCCGUUAUGAGUGCAACUGAAAGUAUAAGAUGAUCCCAAAAGACUUGCUGAAGAGAUGAGGUUCAUGAAGGGCUUAAGAUUUAGCAAAUCACUUUGAACCAACCCUGUUGAGCUACUUUCAUUUUUUAAAAAUGUAUUAAUCUAAGAAACUUUGUUGAUACUUUGUUGGAAAAAUAUAAAUUAGUAACUGAUUUAAAAGUAAAGAAUAAAGACUGAGUUUAUAAAAGAGCUUACCCCUGUGAACUCUUUUGCGAACACUUCGUAGAAAAAAUUGAGAGGUGUAUUUAAUAAUUUAGUAUUUGAACCUAAUUCAGAGUUUUGCAUAGCAAACUAGUGAUAGUCCCUCGAGUGCUCUUACGCUUUGAGGAACAGAAAUUGAAUGAUAUGAGUUUUCGUUGAGAUCGAUGGCUUUUAGUCGUAUUUACGGAAGAGGUUUUUUUAAAAAGGAAUUACCCGACUCUUUUUUUUCUACAACGAAAGAAGAGUACUGAUUGUUCUGAAGUGGAUUAACCGUACCUCAACUUUAGAGAAAAAAGUCUUUUUUAAGUUCCUCUCCAUUCUAUUUAUCUUUGUAAGUGAGUGCAGUCCUUAAUGCAUGGAAAUCAUUUUUCUAAGUGAGUUUCCAAAUGGUCACCUCCUGACAUUUCCUUCAGAGAGGAAUGCAUUUUUAUUAUCUGUGAUGGAUUUUUAGUGAAGUGUUGUAAGUAAUCCUCAAGAAUGUAAUUAUUAUAUGUAUCUUGUAUCUCUAAGCAAGUUCACCUCAUGAUUUGAAAACUUGUAGUAAAGUGUAUAGUUUGUAAUUUUUUUUCUUCAGUUGUAUUCAUUCUUGCACUAAAAAUAAAAUAGGGAAACAAAAUCUAAAUUUCCAUGGUGUAGACAACCAUCAAUUAUCCUGCAGGGCCAUCUGAAUAUUUUAUUAUUCAGAGUCGAAGCAUUCAAGGAAAAUGUGAUUUUUCUAAUUAAGUUCAGGGAAACAACAAAAAAAUUCAAAUCUGAAAUCAAGCUUGAAAUAGAAUUUAAAACACUGGUUUUCAUUAAUUCUUAACCAGUGUUUUUAUUGAUACAUUUAAUAUACUAGAGUAGACACAUGUUAAUGUUCGCGACUAUUGAAAAAUAGACUUGCAACAUGAUAAGCUUAACUGAAAAAUAUUCUCAGCUAAGGCCUCUCGAAAGAAGCAUCACAAAAAUUAGUAAAGUUCAUUCAGUUUUGUAGCUUGCAAACUGGGACGCAGAAACGAUCAUUGCUUGGUUCGAUAUUUUGUUUACAUAUUACAUAUUACAUUUCAAUAUGUAUUACAUUUAUCCUCUAUUGAUAAAUCCUGAUAAUUAGGCAAAUGUUUAAUUUUUUUAUUUUAUAUAUUUUAUUAUUUUUUAUGUUUGAAUUCCAAUAAAAGAAGUCCUCAGAAAGUAA
This is a messenger RNA of Bemisia tabaci, 6433 nucleotides long. RefSeq names its product PR domain zinc finger protein 10. Gene Ontology annotation, molecular function: protein binding. The record is from RefSeq and is a predicted model, not a curated record. Lineage: Eukaryota; Metazoa; Arthropoda; Insecta; Hemiptera; Aleyrodidae.